AAGUGAAUAGGCUGGCGCGCGUGCGCGUGUGUGCUUAUAUAUUUGUUUCCCAGUAGAGAGCGCUAAUAUCUCACAUUUCAACCGGAAAACCCGGAAGUAUAGCAUAGCGUUUGAACUCCAUUUCCCAUGGUGCACUGCAGCGUUGUUUCUCUGAGAGAAGAACAUGGCUGCGCGCUGAGCACAGAUUCAGCUUCAUAUUUACAUUUUCGCGUUUAUUCAGAAACAGACACCGCGGACUGACUCUUUAAUUAUUACUGCAGUGUUAAUGAACAAUGAUGAGUCAAAAAUAAACACUUUACAUAGCAGCGUCUUUGUUUUUGAGUUACAGGAAGUGGCAGUGACAAAGUGUUGACUAUCAUGUUUAUUAAAGCGGUGAAGUCGGAGUGUGUUAAUGAGAUGAGAUAGCAGAGUGUUCAGUCCGGUGUUUAAACACAUCAGUAAUCACCAUGUCCAUGUUCGGAGAUCUGUUCGAAGAGGAAGAAGAUAUCACAACUAACAGCAUCACCCAGGGCAAAGGGAAGGUGUGUGAGCCGCCACCUCCUCGAGGGAAACUGAAGCUGUGCGGAAUUAGAAAUCAGGGAUCAACAUGUUACCUCAACUCUCUACUGCAGACCCUGUUACACACACCUGAGUUUAGAGAGGAGUUGUUCAGUUUGGGACCUGAGGAGCUCGGCAAACUGGAGGAUAAAGACAAACCUGAUGCUAAGGUGCGUGUUAUUCCUCUGGAGUUGCAGAAUCUGUUUGCUCGGUUGUUGUUGUUGGAUGAACAAUCAACGACAACUACAGCGCUGACGGAGAGCUUUGGCUGGACAAACAAUGAGGAGAUGGCUCAGCAGGAUGUUCAGGAGUUAAACAGGAUUUUGUUCAGUGCAUUAGAAUCAUCUCUGGUCGGGACAUCUGGCUCCAGUCUGAUACGGAGACUUUAUCAUGGAACCCUGAUCAACAACAUCACCUGCAACGAGUGUCACAACGUCAGCGAGAGAGAGGAGGACUUCCUGGACCUGACAGUGUGUGUUCGGGGUGUGUGCAGCCUGGAGGAGGCGCUGUGGAGCAUGUUUGUCGAGGAGGAAGUGUUUGAUGGAAAUAAUCUGUAUCACUGCAGCAACUGUGACCGACUCGUCCAUGCUACCAAGUCUGCUAAACUGAGGAAGCUCCCUACAUUUCUCACCGUGUCCCUGCUACGCUUCAGCUUUGAUUUUGAGAAGUGUGAGAGGUUUAAGGAGACGAGAAGGUACAGCUUCCCGCUCAGCAUCAACCUGCGGCCGUUCUGUGAACAGUCAGACCAGCCAGAUUCUGAGCUGACCUAUGAGCUCUUCUCCAUCAUCAUACACAAAGGUGGAUGUUAUGGAGGACAUUACCAUGCCUACAUCAAAGACAUUGACCAUCUUGGCCACUGGGAGCUGCCUGAGGAUGAUAUUAAACAGAAGAAGCAGAAAGUCCAGGUGAAGCCCCCCAGCGUGAGCGUGUGUAAUGCUGCUGUAGAGAAGGACGACCCGCUGUCUGUACUAACGGCUGUACUGGCGCAGGAGUCUGGCAGUGUGUUGUUGGAUCAGCUUGGUCAGAAGUUGAUGGAGAAAAUUGGCUGUUCCUGGAAUAAGAAAUACAGGAAGCAGUAUGGACCAAUCAGGAAGUUUCUGCAGUCUAACCCUGACGUGUUUGUGUUGCUGCUGAACGGCUCCCGUGUGGCUCUCAGAAACCCAGCAGAAACACCUGAGCAGGGGGCGGGGCCAAAAUCAGUAGCAGAGAGUGCCCAGGAUGGGUCGGAGGCGGGAUCAGACUUGGGUUUGGAGGCGGAGCCUGUGAGCGGCCACUGGUUUGACCUGAACGACUCAACGGUGACGGUGAUCAGAGAGAGUGACAUCAUCAAACAGUACGAGGGGAAAGAGAGCGCGUACAUGCUGUUCUACAGGAAACAUACACUGCAGAGACCAUGCCAUGCAGUGGGUAAUCCAGUUUAUGGAGUUCCUGCUCACCUGCUGCAGAUGGUGGAGGAAGAAAACGCCAAGCUUCAACAGAGGAGGACAGAGUUUGAAGUCAGCAGUAACAGUAUUGAUGUCCGGCUCCACUUUGCUUCUCAUUACCGCGUUGAGAGCGGAGCACUGAAGCUCAUCGACACACACACAGACGCACACACCCUCACCCUGAGCUUUGACCGCAGGAGGAGUGUGGGAGACCUGAGACUGGCUGUCUACCAGAUGCAGGAUACAUGGGAGGGGGACAUGGCACUGACCAUUGCUAAGAACCUGCCCGCAGGACUACACCUGUACAACACACUGACAGACGAUCAUCAGUCUUUGUACAGCGCUGGAGUGUAUAACGGCUCCGAUCUCUUUGUUUGGAACGGGACAGAGGUGAAUGGUGUGCGUGUGCAGACCGGAGCCGAGUGUGAACCAUUGCUAUUGAACAUCCUGAGGCCAGGUGGGGCGGAGCUGGACUCAGUGGGCAUGGCUGAUGUUGAGUCAGUGGGCGAAGCCUCAGUAGCAGAUGCCUCUGGUCUUGUUCAAGUGAUGCGGGGAUUUUCAGGUGGAGUCACACUGGGCGGUGUGCGGGAGGCUCUCAGCCUGCAGGAGGCUCUGGUGUGUCAGCUGACAAAAGGGGUGGGGCCAGGUGGAGAAGGAGGUGGGGCCAGCAGGUGGAAGGUGUGUUCACCUGAGGCCAUGAGGAGGACACUAAAAGAACUGACACUCCGGGAUGGAGACACACUGCUGUUGCUGCCACACACACACCUGAACAACAGUAUAUUCAGCGUUAGUGAAGAUGUGGUUACUGUGAUGACGCCGUCAGACUGUCGCUGGCUGCAGGUGGAGUUUCACACACACACAACGCAGGAGGAAGAGGAGGAGGAGAAAGUGAUGAAGAUUCCUGCCGCAGGAAGCACUUUGCUGAGUGAGGUGAAACAGAGAGCGCUGGAAGAGAUGCAGCUGCAGGAGCACUUCACAGGUGGUGUGUGUUGUUUGAGACAGAGGGACAGAACAGGGAAACUUUUACCUCCAGUCCGUGAAGACCUCAGUGUGUGUGAUGCCGGUAUCAAGUUGAUGACAUCACUGUGUCUGUGUCCUGGGCACGCCCCAAAUUCCUCACAGCUCUUCCUGUUCUUCAGUGUGACGCCACCUACAGGCCCAGAGCUGGAGAUCAUCGUAGAGGAGACACUCACUGUGAAGGAGUGUUUGAUGGCGAUGCUGCAGGAGGCUGGACUCGACGGAACGUGCUGGCACUUGAGGAGGAUGGAUUGGUGUGAGGAAGUUGGGGAGCCCCUGAUGGAUGAGAAUGCCUCUCUGUUGGAGAUGGGAGUGGUUAAUGGAGACACACUGGUGAUCACUGAGGGACAACUUCCUCCAAAGGGAUUUCUGAAAUUGGCAGUGAGCUGGUUUAUGGAUAUGAGUGAUGAGUGUGAGAGAAAUCACACAACAGAAUCACGCACUACAGGCCUGCAGUCUGUUGGUUGUGUUGAAAUCUCAGAAGAGGCCACACUACAUGAGCUCAGGUGUCAGGUGCUGACUCUACCUGCACUGGUGCAGGUGUGUGUUCCAUCUCUUGAAUGUCUACGUGUUUGGUUGGUGGAGGGAAAAAAACUCAUUAGAAUUCUCAGAGGAAACCAACUCACACUCAGGAAGUUGAAGUUGUCUGUGGGAUCUGAGGUGUGUGUGCAGAAGCUGCAGUGUGAGGAGAAUCUUGGGGUGAAGGACAUCCUGCUGCGUCUGCAGGUGGGUGUGGCCAAGGAGGAGGUGGGCAUGUUCGAAGAGAGUGCCUAUUUCCCCACACAUGAGUAUGUGUGGGAGGCGGGGCUAGACUCCUCACCCAGGGGGCUGUACCAUGCAGUCUCCACCCACUGCGGAAUCUCACCUGAGAACCUGCUGCUCGCUAAACACCUGCCUGAACAACACACCUGGAUUACCAUCAACUACGAGAUUCAGUCAAUGUCCAAAAAGAAGAAGAAACAGAAUAAGAGUAACAGUAAAGGAGUGAACCUGCAGGGGGCGCCAUACUGCCUGAGAGACGGAGACACUAUAGCCGUGAAGAAUCUGAUGAUUGACAGUAAUCGGGAGUUCGGUACAGUGAAAAAUGAAGAACAAAUACUCAGAGAGCAAACAGAGCAAAGAGGACACAGUAGAAGCUCAGAGAAGAAAAAGAACAGGAAGCCAGAAGUGGCCUUGUCAAUCAACGUGGGUGUGUUCAGAUAGCCCCGCCCCCAAAACCAGACCACACUCACAAUCAUUGGUGCCAUUUGAGAUUCUCAGCCAAUCAGAGAGCUGCUAAGUAAAGUUGUUUUAUUGGGUAGUUGAGAGGUUGAAUAUAUCACCUAUUCACACUGUGAUGUAACGGUAGGACCGCCACCUGCUGGGGAUUAUGGGUAAAAUUAUUGUGUGAUUGUUCACUCUGAUCCACAAUGCAUUAACCUUUAAUGAGCUUUAACAGUGAUGACAUCACUGAUGAUGUCACCAAGGAGGGCACAGCUUAGACUGUUUAUGUGGUUGAACUGUAUGCAAAGUGUGUGUGUGUGUGUGUGUGUGUGAGAGAGAGAGAGAGAGAGAGAGAGAGAGAGAGAGAGAAUGGGAAUUAUAUAAUGAUUAUAUUAAUGAAUUACAUUUUUAUGUUGAGGAGGCUCAAAUUAUGAUAUUUCUGUACAGUUUAAGCUCUCUCUGACCUACACACACUUACUUUCUGUUGAUUUUAAUUGAACUGCGAUGAAUCCUAUGUUGAUGAUAAAACGGUUAAGUUGUAAUUUUUACUGUUUGAUUUUUUUUCACCAUUUUAAAUUUUUUUUUAGUUUAAUUUCAAAUUGUUCAAAUAUAAAAAAAAAUUAAAUAAAAUCUUGUGUCAC
Molecule: messenger RNA, 4822 nt
Organism: Ictalurus furcatus (blue catfish)
Lineage: Eukaryota; Metazoa; Chordata; Actinopteri; Siluriformes; Ictaluridae
Gene: usp40
Product: ubiquitin specific peptidase 40
Exons: 32
Coding region: 447-4181 (1244 amino acids)
Biological process (GO): protein deubiquitination
Cellular component (GO): nucleus; cytosol
Molecular function (GO): cysteine-type deubiquitinase activity; cysteine-type endopeptidase activity
Source: RefSeq, a predicted model, not a curated record